AAUGUACGGCAAGUUCUAGUAGUACAGAAUUAAUAACAGUGUUUAUUGGAUUAUCUUUAUAGAAUAACAUACAACAACGGUACAAGGCGUCAGAAAGUUAUUGCGUGUUUUGCUCGUCACAUAACCGUUACUAGAGAAGGACAACAUUAUGUUUAUUGUUUCUACAGUUACUAGUGAAUCUGAUGCAAUAUGCGAUUGCUUACCUGAAGCAACUAUGUGGCAAAUUAAUAAAAUUCAAACAAUUGAGAUAGUUUUAGUUUUCACUGGCGAGAACCAGUUUCUAAUGAGGUGGUCUUUCACGUUCCAUGCAUCCUAAAUUACCUGUUGAUCAGGUUAGUAUUAGGCGACGCGGUGUACAUAGUUAAAGUGCGUGUGCAGAAAUGCGGGCCACGCUCUUUGCCUGGUGCAAAAAGGCGUCAUGUGUAAACCUGUACAUUCUUUCUAAAACAUUAAACGUUCUCUUUGAGCUGUUGCUUAUUUGAAUUCUGUCAGCUGGCCCGGCUUUCUUCACCGAGAGAGAGACUGACAGACAGACAGACAGACUGCAGACUCAAUGUAUUCAAACAUACUUAGACGUCUAUUGCCAGGAUUUACAUUUCCUACUGAUGGAGAUAUGCAGGACUACCUGCUGGAUCUUAGCCUCAUACAAAAGAAGGAUGGGUUGCUGGUGUCCUGGUAUCACUCUGCUAACAACAAGAGUGAGAUGGAGAAAGCUUUGAAAAGUGAUGCAAUGGUCCUGGAGGCAGAUGUUAACAUUGAAGGUUACAACACAGAUGGCCAGACAAGCAUCCCAAUCAUGGCCCACCCACCUGACAUCUAUAGCGAUAACACUCUCCAGGAGUGGCUGGAUGCAGUUCUCAAGUCCAAUAAAGGUAUUAAGUUGGAUUUUAAAACCAUCGAGUCAGUUGGUCCCUCUCUGGAUAUUUUAAAAAAGAAAGCUUUGGAAAGUGGCAUUAACAGACCUGUCUGGUUGAAUGCGGAUAUUCUCCAUGGCCCAAAUGUUCCUGGUUUUAUAGAAGUAGUGAAUGCUACUAGUUUUUUGAACCUCAUUCAGGAGAAGUUCCCCAAUGCUACAAUCUCACCUGGUUGGCAAGUGCUGUAUGUAUCCCUGCUGCCCAACAAGACAUACACACGCGCCAUGGUGGAAGAUAUGUACGAACUCCUGAAGAAUGUUACCCAGAAAGUCACCUUCCCUAUCCGAGCUGUCAUGGGUAAAAAUGCCUGGCCACACUUCAAAUGGCUGCUGGAACAGUCCCCCAGCUACAGCCUGACGUUGUGGCAGGAAAAGGACGAUCCUGUCACUGUGGAGGACCUUCUGUUCAUCCGGGACAACAGCCAGCCUGAUCAGAUCUACUAUGACAUCUACGACCCAGUCUUAUCAGCCUUCAAAGAAGUGGCAUUUCAACCAAACAGGAGUAGACGGUUUUACUCUGGAGGAAACCUGAUUGAUUACUUUAAGCCUCGGAACUCAGAUGGGAUCUACAUCCAAUGGCACAGCAUUGACAACAGGAUCACACUGAUGACUUUGCUUAAAGAAGGAGACAGCGGGAUGCUUGUUGUACCAGUCGGAGAAACACAAAGCAAUCCUGGGGUUCCGACGGUAGACGGCUCAGACGUGGACUUUCAGCUGCAGGAGUGUUUAGAUCUUAUACUUGUAUCCCCCAAACCAUGGGGUAUAUACCUGAAGAUCAAAUCUCAAGAACUACUCUCACCAUCGCUCGCUUUACUGAAGCAUUUAAAUGAGAGGAAAUUCCUUUAUAACCCAACUUGGAUAAACAUGGACGUUUCAUAUGGUAGAUUUGCAACUCCUGGGUAUAUUGGAGGGGAUCAAUUUAUAAAGGAAAUUAACAAGGUGUUUCCAUAUGUAACUAUAGCUCCUGGCUGGCCAAAAGAGCUACUAGUCCAGGGCUAUACAAAGCCUCUAGUAGAAGAUAUGAUGAGUCUUUGCAAGGGACUGUGGCAAGAGGUGUCUUACCAGCUGCAAGCUGUGCCCCUUGGUAAAUCACUGUUGGCAAUUCAGAUGCUACAGCAGAGUUCACCUCGACACUCCUUGACAGUAGAACACCAGCUGGAACAGGGGAGCUACAUGACUGGUUAUAAGGGACUGAUCUUAGUUCGUGGAAGGAACACAGACAAAGUUUUUUACAAUCUGCACAAGGAGUACAGUAAUAAUUUUGCAAGAGACGUCUUUACAUCUUAGAAGUGAAAUGGUUAUGAACACAAGCAGUAAUUACUAUUAAAAAAUGUAAUAUUAUAACGUUUAGAAAAAUCAAUGCAUGUUCUAAUUAAUCUGCAACUUUAAAUUGUUUUCUUUCGUUUUUAAGGGGAGACACUUUUUGUAGUGACAAAACAAUUUUGAAAGAUAUUUUACAACUGUCUGGAAUUAAAAUGGCAAAGCCUUACAAACCAGCUACACAAAUAAAUGAUUUGUUACCAAA
This is a messenger RNA of Acipenser ruthenus (sterlet), 2438 nucleotides long. RefSeq names its product protein FAM151A-like. Bases 554 to 2200 code for a protein of 548 amino acids. Lineage: Eukaryota; Metazoa; Chordata; Actinopteri; Acipenseriformes; Acipenseridae. The transcript has 8 exons. The record is from RefSeq and is a predicted model, not a curated record.